CAGCUGUUACUUGUGUACCUUCAUGUGAAUUGUGAAACAAUCGUGUGAUUAUUCAUUCAAUAAAGAGUACCUAAUAAUUGUAAGAGUUCACCUGGUGUGAACUGUGAAAUAGUCUUCACUAUUCAGCAAUCAGAGAAAUCAGUAAUUACUUAAAACCAAGAGGACUGUGUUCAAACAAUAUAAUAUUUACAUUUUAGUCUAACGAGUUGCUUAAUGAUCGGGUGUGGAGCAGUUUUUAAGUUUUUGAAUAAAUUGAAAUAUUUCUAGUAUCACAACAUUAAUUAUAAAACAAUGCUGUGUGUGUUUAGCGGCUUCUUGUUGUUUUGAAUUAUUGUGUUUCGAAACGAAUAUCUGUUUCGUGGCAAACAUGACGUCUUAUACAUUCCUAUUUUUUGUGUUUACACUUUUAAUAUAUGACUGUGUCGCACGUUCUAUUGAAGACAACGAUGAAACUUUCGUCCUUAAUCCAUCCUAUGCAAAGUACAAUGACUUGGUCAAAUUAUUCGAUAAACUACAGUCUUCCUACACAGAUCUCGCAAAAGUAUAUUCAAUUGGAAAGUCCGUGGAAGGGCGUCAACUUUUAGUGAUACAGAUUACUAAAGGGGUUAAGGAAAUACAUCCUGACAGACCUUCCUUUAAAUAUGUCGCAAAUAUGCAUGGAGACGAGUCAGUUGGUCGUGAAUUGGUCAUAUACUUAGCCCAGUAUCUUUUGCUUAACUAUGGCAAAGAUGAAAGAAUAACCAAAUUAGUGAAUAGUACCGAUAUUCAUAUAAUGCCUUCAUUAAACCCUGAUGGAUUUGAAGUCAGUAAGGAAGGAUCAUGUGAAUCAGAAUCAGAGUAUAAAGGCCGGAACAAUGCGAAAGGCGCGGAUCUCAAUCGCGACUUUCCGGACCAAUUCGAUAAGGGCAAGUCCAAUGAUGACGAGUACCUGUUCAGUGGUCGGCAACCGGAGACCGCGGCCUUGAUGAGAUGGGUGCUCAGCAAAGAGUUUAUGCUGUCUGCUAAUCUGCACGGCGGAGCUGUAGUGGCCAGCUAUCCCUACGACUCGAGUGCUUCUGCUUCUGACAACUGUUGCGUAGAGAGUCGCUCACCUGACAAUGAUUUGUUUAAACAUUUGGCGUCGGUGUACGCGUCGCGGAACGAGGAUAUGAAGAAGGGAAACUCUUGUAUGCCUGAGACGUUUAAGGAUGGGAUUAUUAAUGGCGCUUUCUGGUAUUCCGUUAAAGGUGGAAUGCAAGACUUCAACUACUUAUAUUCGAAUUGCUUCGAGGUAACAUUCGAGUUGUCGUGCUGCAAGUAUCCGUUCGCGAAGGAAUUGCCCAGGUUCUGGAAGACUAACCGCGAAGCAUUGAUUGCAUAUAUGGAACAAACCUAUCAAGGAAUCAGGGGAUUCGUCGUUGAUGAGAAUGGUGAUCCUGUCAAAGGAGCUAGAGUGACAGUAGAAGGUAUUAACCAUGCAGUGAAGACAACUAGAUAUGGAGCAUAUUGGAGACUGGUGCUGCCUGGGGAGUACAACAUUACCGUAGUCGCUGCGGGGUAUUCUUCACCACCGAUACAAACAGUGAAAGUAGUCGACGGUCAGCCUUCUGUGGUCAACUUCACCGUGCACCGCCGGCCACGGUCACUGACCGACGCGCACAAGAGAAGCACACGUCAUGCAAUAGACGGUCUCUCCCCACCAGACUUCGUACACCACAACUACACCAUGAUGGAGAGAUUCCUCAAGGACCUCGCGGAGCAGUACCCUAACGUGACGCGGCUGAGCAGUAUCGGGAAGACUGUGGAAGGCCGGGAGCUGUAUGUGUUAGAAGUGGCUCAGAAUCCUGGAAAGCACAUUCCGGGAAAACCCGAGUUCAAAUACGUGGCAAAUAUGCAUGGGAAUGAGGUCAUCGGAAGGGAGUUGCUUUUGCUCCUCGCUAAGUAUCUAUGCCAGCAGUACUCCAGCGGUGACCACCGCGUGCAGAGUAUCGUCAACACCACCCGCAUCCAUAUAAUGCCGUCCAUGAACCCUGACGGCUACGAGCGAUCAAGAAUUCGUGACUACGGCAGCGUUCACGGAAGAGCGAAUGCACAUGAUGUGGAUCUCAACAGGAACUUUCCGGACCAGUUCGGUCCCACAGAGGAUAACACAAAACCUGAACCGGAGACAGAAGCAGUGAUGAGCUGGUCUAAAUCCAUUCCGUUUGUGCUGUCUGCGAACCUGCACGGUGGCUCCCUGGUCGCUAACUAUCCAUACGACGGCAACGCCCUCAUGCAAGAUGGCGCCGAAAACCUCACACCCGACAACCCUGUGUUCGUUCAUCUGGCGCAUGUGUAUUCUGAUGCCCACCACAAAAUGCACUUGGGUCAACCCUGCCGGCACAGCAAUGAAAAGUUCCCCGAGGGAAUAACGAACGGCGCUAAGUGGUACGUGUUAGCCGGAGGUAUGCAGGACUGGAAUUACUUGCACACCAACGAUAUGGAGUUGACUCUAGAGCUGGGCUGCUACAAGUUCCCACCGGCGUCCGACCUGCCCACCUACUGGGAAGACAACCGGGAUGCACUCCUGGCCUUCAUUGAGCAGGUUCACAUUGGUGUACGUGGAUUUGUGCACAGUCACAUAGGACACGCGCUGUCUAACGCCACCAUCAGCGUCGGAGGAAUAUCGCACAGUGUGAAGUCAGCAGCGGAUGGAGACUACUGGCGGCUUCUGAUGCCGGGCCGUUACAAUGUGACCGCUUCCAAGGAUGGGUAUGAAAGCGUGACAGAACAAGUCACUGUUCCUGCCAACGGUUCCGUAAGCCUGAACUUCACGCUGAUGCCUGACGAUCCUCAACACUGGUCCUCCGCGUACGACUUCCGAGUUCUCGAGAACAUAGUCAACACACGGUACCACACGCCGCUAGAGAUGUACGCAGAACUUGCCGAGCUUGAGAAUAAGUUCCCGAGCAUCGCCGAGUUCCGCGCCGGAGACAGUCUGACCACAUCCACGCUACACGAGCUCAAGAUCACUGAUGAUGCCGGUGCACCAGAAGAAACCAAAUUCCACAUAGCUCUUAUAAGCAAUUUAUACAGUUCGCAACCACUUGGGCAAGAAAUGUUACUGAAUUUUGCGCGACAUAUAUCCACGGCGUACCAAAUCGGCGAACCAAUUCAUCGAAGAAUUCUCCAGAACGCCGUACUCCAUUUCAUACCAAACUUAGAUCCUCUCUACGAAAAGAUAUUGAAAUGGUAUAAUGGCACCGAAAAAUGCGAUGUUGAACCAUUAGAAGAAGAAUUUGGGGACAGCGUGUAUACAUUUUUGACUAAGGAAAAUAAAAUGAAUCCUCUUUCUAACUACACACGAGAGAAAGCAUUUCUGGAGCUGUUGAAAAGUGAAAAGUUUGAUGUAAUCCUAGAGCUCGGAUCGGGAAAUGAUGACGUCCUUUUCCCAGAAUUGUCGAAAAACAUUUAUGAUAAAUUCGCACAAAAGUACCAGGCUAACAGAAUCGCGAGCAAUAGGUACGAAUGCAAUUCGAAGCAUAACGUGGUGCAUGGAAACUUGAUCGAUUUGCUGUUCGAAAGAUUCAAUGUGCCCAUAAUAUCGGCUGGGAUGAGUUGCUGUAAGAUGCCUUCGAAGGAAAAUAUUGCUUGGGUAUGGAGAGAAAAUUUGCCAGGAAUAAUGAAUUUUGUCGAAAUGGCUAAUACGGGUGUAAAAGGAUACAUAAAGAAUGAGCACGGUGGUCCAGUCAGGGCUGCGACGUUGACAAUUUCAGGCAUGCCCAGGCCCUACCACGUCACCAGUAAUCUGGCACAUUAUCACCUAAUGCUGCCGCCUGGCGACUAUCGUGUAAUCGUGCGGUGCGAACCCUACCAUGAACAGACAUUGACGUGGCGUAUUUUGGAGGGCCAAAUAAAACAGAAGGAUAUUAUUUUGAAGCGAGUCAAUGCCGAACAUGUCCGCGGGCAACUUGAACCUCUAAACAUUGGCAACAAUCCUGAUCUGGCGUAUGUUACAGGUCUAUCGCUGGACCAUGACAGUCUUCCGCUAAACGCAAUAAUAAGCGUAUACCCCCUGGAGUCUAAGCGGAUAUUAUUCCACAACAGCAGCGACGAAAAUGGCAGGUUUGUGGUUAGUCUGCCCAUCACUUACAUGGGCCGGGAAGUUAGAAUUGUAGCUGAAAGUGAUGGAUAUGUCUCCACCAGUAAACAUGUCAAGAUAAGCAGCAGUGAUAACGUGACUCCGAAUAUUCUGUUGAAAUUGGAGAGAGAUGACGCCGUGCUCGGCAUGUCGAGAUUAGUCUUCGUAAUGGUUGCCGGUGUGAUCGGUGUCUGCGUCGUAAUGGGAGCCGCGUGGUGCUUCGGUCGCGGCGCGGCAGGGGGCGCCGCGCGUCGAGACUAUCUAUUCACGCAGUUGCCCGCAGACGACAAGCGUCCGCUCUGUGACCCGAGCGCUUACGAUAUAGUGAGAAAGCCUUACUACGAUGAUGAAGACAUACCACCCUCGGAUACUGACUCUGAAGAAGAAGUCGUGAUUCUCAGAUCUGAUGCAGAAUGGAAACCGAUGGAUCAAGAAUAACCUAUACAACUCUUGUCAGUUACGCAAAAAUAACAACAUUUACAAACUGUACAACUAACUAUUCCUUUUUAUUAUAUCGUCGUUAUGUUGGCUAAUGGCAUUAUUUAUGUCUUAUGUCUCAAGGUGACGAGCGCAAUUGUAGUGCCGAAUUUUUGGUUUUUUCAAGAAUCCUGAGUCUAUCCAGCUGUACAUCCUGCUCCUCUCGUGCGUUAAUUUCAUAAAAUAAAAGUGUGUGUGUACUUAUGUAUGCACACAAGAAGUUGUACUUCUUUGGCCUAACAAAGCAAAAUGAUUUAUUCCUCGUGAACGUUUGUAGAAAGAACAAUUUUGUAAAAAUCUUGCAACGGUGGCUUUGAUAGUUUAUUACUAAAUAACGAAUACGGCGGUACGGGCUUGAACCCUUUGCCUAUCCUAAUAUUGGAGGAAAAAACCAAAAAAAACGAAUGCUGCAAACUACAGAAAAUUAUAGGAACCAACUUCACCCUAUUACUUUUGUUACAGUGAUGCGCGCGCAUCUUAAAAUUUCACUCUCAUCAUUUUUUCGUAACGCACCUAUAGAAGUAUAACUUCAAAAAUUCUUUAAUUACUGCAAUAUAAUAUACUUUUAUCAAAUCCAUACUCUUGGUGCUUACUGCAUAUAAAAUGGAGGCCGACCCGAUUUUCUUCCAUAAACCUUUUUUUGUAAUCAAGUUUAUUCAAAAAUGAUUUUAAUAUUCUCAUUUUGUUGUAUUUUAAUUUGGGCUGAUGAUCUCGUUAACAAUGCUCUAAAAUCUAAAUAAAUAAAAUUAUUAUUAAUGAGGGUGUACAGUGGCUUCUGUCAAUUAAUGUUGAAAAAAAUAACAAUACAAAUAUGAGUAGGUAAGUAUAACACGUUUUUUUAGUAAAAUAACUAUUAAAAAAGGUAUUUGAAAAAAGUAUUAAUUUUAUCAAACAAUGCAGGGCCUACUUAUAAUUCUUGUGAUAUUUUUGGAAUUUUUUAAUAAAUGUUGAUGUAGAUCGCUUCAAAUAUUUAAGAAUAUAUUUUUGAAAGAAAUUCAAACAAUAAUAAAUGAAUAAUAAUUAGUAUAACGACUGAAUAACUUCUUGCGUUUGUAUUAUUUUACAUUCCUUUAAUUGUCUAAACUCUAAUGAUAUUAAUAAUGCUAUAUUAAAAAAGUUCCGUUUUUUCGAAAUGUUAUGUAGGCAUUUUAUCUCAUUCCAUUUAUAUAUAUUUUCGUUUGUAGAAAAGUCUAUUUUAAUAUAUUACAUUACGGUUUGGUCUCCGCUGCGCUACAAACUAGAUACCGCAAGCGUGGUCACAAAGUGCGGAAACUAAUACUGACUAUCUCAAACAAUUUGUGACACACAUGUUCUGUUAAACUUUGCUAAUAAUUGAACCUUAAAUGCCGGGUUGCGGAGUAAAACUUUGUAAAAAUAAAACUACAAGAAAUAAGAAAGACACUGUGUUCACAUAUCAUCAGUAAGUAUUUUGAAUUUUAUUUACUUCAAUGUAAAAUAACACAAAGCGUAGGUAUGUUACAAAAUUUGAAAGAUGCCAUUGAGUGUCAAGAUGCCAUUGAGUGUCAAGAUGCCGCGCACCCAAGCAUCUAAUAGUUGCCGUAAUAAAAAAGCUAAUUGUUCUUAGGUAGUGCGGUAUCUAAUUGGAGUGCAGCGGAGGGCAAUCCUUAAUCUAAGAUAUAAUAUACAUGUAUAAUUUAUGUUUCCAAGUGUUAUUAAAUAGUAAACAUUACUUAUCCAAAAUAAGAAAUUGUUUCAACUUACUAUAAUAAUUAAAAUAUUUAUUUUAAUCUCAGUUUUUCAUUAUAGAUAUUGAGGUUAAUAAGCAAUGAAUUGCAAUAUUACAAACAUGCAUUUUUGUGCAUGAUUUUAGUGUGUAAAAAAUAUUCUAUAUAAAAUGUAUGUAUGUAUGUUUAUUUAUUUUUUAAUGUAAAUUAUUCCUACCUUUCUGGAAUUUAUAGCAUUCCGAAUCUCGCCUUGUGAAACUUAGUCUUAAACUUACAAACUUAUAUUAUUUUCUUUUUCGCUAUUUAUAUUUAUAAAAUUUAUGUCAAUAUAAUGGUGCUUUAGGUUUAAUAAUAAUACGUGAUCAUAAUGGUGUGAUGUAAUAAAUUUAAUAAAUAUUUUUAAAAUAUAAUAUAA
Messenger RNA from Leptidea sinapis, 6676 nucleotides. RefSeq names its product carboxypeptidase D (gene svr). Gene Ontology annotation, molecular function: zinc ion binding; metallocarboxypeptidase activity. The transcript is spliced from 22 exons. Lineage: Eukaryota; Metazoa; Arthropoda; Insecta; Lepidoptera; Pieridae. Gene Ontology annotation, biological process: proteolysis. Bases 368 to 4537 code for a protein of 1389 amino acids. The record is from RefSeq and is a predicted model, not a curated record.